AUGGCCUCGAUCAUCGUCUCGCCGCAACAGCGGCUUUGGCUGCGGAUAGGAGGGACAGUCUUGGGCUUGCUCUUCUUCAAGUGGAUCUUCUGGGACUCGACGCCCAAAACGCCACACGGCGAGAUCGCUCACCCCGCCAUCCUCGAGCGCAUCACCCUCGGCAGCCCCCUCUCCGGCCAAUCCCUCGACACCCGCAAAUACUCCUUCCUCCAGUCUCGCAUCAACCGCGACGAGACGCACGAUGUCUUCGAUAACGACAUUCACGCCGGCAUGCAGGACUUCUGGACGCGCUUCCAGAAGCCCUUCAUGACCGGACCCGAGACGAUGCAUCUCGACGAGAACGUCGUUCGCGGCGCGAUUGACGAGUUGCUCGGGUUCAACGGAUGGGCAGCGGCGGCGUGCUCGAGUUUGACGAGGCCUUUCGGCCUGGGGAAGAAGGAGGACGACUACAGCGACCUCGCCCGGCCAGGAGCGCUGUACUACUUCGCUUUGGUCGUGCACGGCGCCGACCACUUCCUCAUCGACCAGCUCGCCGUCAUCGUUCAGCUGGCGAAACGACUGGGCCCGCAGUCUGUCUUCGUCUCGCUCGUCGACUACGCCUCGGUCGAUUCGACGCCCUUCCUCUGCGACCUCGCCGAAGCCGUCAUGACCCUCCUCGGCAUCUCCUUCCGUAUUCGCCAGGUUCCGCCCAUGACGGCCGACCCGACCGCGUCGUACUACCCUCUCGAGGAGUCGUACACGCGCAACCUCGCCCUCGAGCCGCUGCUCGAGCUGUGGGAGCGUCGCAAGGUCAAGUUCGAGCGCGUCAUCUGGCUCAAGGGCUUUACCUGCCCGAACGACAUCCUCGAGACGAUCCGCGUGUCGUACAUCAACCAGGCGUCGAUGGUGUGCUCGAUGGACUGGAAGGAGCACAACGGCUUCUUCAUCUACAACGACCGGUGGCGCACGCGCGACAUGGACGGCAACCUAUUCCGCGGCUCCAAGUCGACGUCGCCCAUCGACGAGGCUCCUCCACGCGACGCGUACGGCGGCGCCCGGUACACCCUCCACCUCCCCUUCCAAGUCUUCUGCUGCGAAUCCGGCACGCACAUCGUCGACCCGCACAAGUCGUACUACUGGGGCAUCACGUACCACUCGUCUGUCGAAUCAGUGUUCAACACGACCGCCGCGUCGGACGGCAAGGCGCCUCGAUGGUCUGAGGGGCCGUGCAUGGACUCGGCCCAGCUCCACUUCUGCCGCGACAUGUGGCUCGCGUCGUUCCGCGAGGGCAUCAAGGACGAGGCGAAGCGUCUGUCGGCCGACGAGCGGAUGGGCAAGCCGCGCAAGGUCCACCCCUUCAUGGACGAGUUGAUCCAGUCGAUGCUUGCGUCUUACGAGCCGACGACAAGCACAAAGGUCGGCUUCCCCAAUUCGGGCGACUACCUCGCGGACGAGACGGGCGCGGGACCGGGCGGAGGACCGGGGAUGGACAACGACAUCGGCCGGGCGCUCGAGGGCCAGCUCAAGGGUGCUACGGCUAAGGGCGCAGCAGGCGCUACGGAGGGCGAGGCUAGCGAAGAGGAGGAGGAAGAGUACGACGAGGAGGAGGAGGGAGAAGAGGAGGAAGAGCCUGCCGCUGCUGCUGCUGGUGGAGCCGGCGCUGCGCCCGCUGAGAACGUCGACGGCAAGGGCCGACCGAUCGACUUGGCUGUCAACAUCGAUGACGAGGGAGCGCAAGACGCCGCGCAGGUCGCCAAGGGUGCUGCAGCCGUCAAGCCCGCCGCCGCCGCCGCUGCCGCCAAAGCCGCUCCCGCCGCCGACAAAGCCAAGCUCGACGCUGCCGAUGGCCCAAACAAGGCUCAGUGGGACAAGGCAAAGCCCGAGAAGGGCCCGCUUGCCGGCAAGCCCGACUCGGGACCUGCGGCGUGGCACAAGGUCGAUGCGGAUGUCCCUGCCGAUGCGGUCGACCCGGAGAAGGUAGCGGCUGGUGGAUGGUUCCGCGCGGAGCCGGAAGACCUGGCAAAGAUUGCGGCGGAGAAGAAGAAGGCUGGAGACGAUGUUCCGGGCGGACAGAAGCCGAAGGGCAAGGGUGCCGCGAAGAAGGAGGACGCGAAGAAGGGCGAUGCGGCGAAGAAGGAGGACGGUGGCAAGAAGCGCGAGAAGCGCGGCUUGUUCUCCAGCUCGAGCAAGAAGGUCGACGACGAGGAGGAGGAGGCGCCCUCGUCCGGCGAGAUCGACUCCGUUGCACGCCACCGCCUCGAGAAGCGUCGCCCUCGCUCGCUGCCCAACACGGCCUUCCCCUACGCUAUCGCCAAGAUCCUCGUCAACCCGCGGUGCGUGACGACGUACGCAGGCGUGUCGCAUACGCAGCUCGCGCUCGACUUGUUCGGGUCGGGCGAGGACCGCGAGCCGACGAAGCGCGAGGGCGGCAAGUACGAACUCGACGAGUGGCGGACUGCGCCCGAGAGCUUUGUCUGCCAGGAGAUGCGGACGACCGGAGGCCGCGUCGCUCCGAAACAGCAGAGGCGGACAGGCUUCCAGAUGGCGCGACUGCUGAUCAACGGCUGGCGGCCGACUUAG
Molecule: messenger RNA, 2559 nt
Organism: Rhodotorula toruloides NP11
Lineage: Eukaryota; Fungi; Basidiomycota; Microbotryomycetes; Sporidiobolales; Sporidiobolaceae
Product: glycosyltransferase family 69 protein
Exons: 4
Coding region: 1-2559 (852 amino acids)
Source: RefSeq, a predicted model, not a curated record